Molecule: messenger RNA, 480 nt
Organism: Priceomyces carsonii
Lineage: Eukaryota; Fungi; Ascomycota; Pichiomycetes; Serinales; Debaryomycetaceae
Exons: 1
Coding region: 1-480 (159 amino acids)
Biological process (GO): Rho protein signal transduction
Cellular component (GO): cytosol; membrane; cytoplasm
Molecular function (GO): Rho GDP-dissociation inhibitor activity; protein binding
Source: RefSeq, a predicted model, not a curated record
AUGGCUGAUACAACAUUAGCGGAUAGAUUACAUGAGUUCGAAAACGACUUAUUAUUUUUACAUUCCAUGAAGAUAGAUGUCACUGGCUUUGAGCCACUUGUUUACACUAGGGAUGAGACGGAUGAUGCCCCGAAGAGUCUUUACUUCAUUUUGCCCGAGCUCAGCUCUUACCGUUUAACUAUCAAAUAUGGUGUAAAGGAAAGGCCAUUAAGAAAUUUAACCUACUAUCAAUGUGUGAUGAGACAUGGCAUUCCCGUCAGAGAGAAUACUUAUGAUAUGGGCGAAGAAGUAGUAAUCACUAGUGGUGACCAAUAUCACGAAAUCACAUUUCCCGCAGAAAAGCUUCCUGGUGGCGUACUUUCCAGGGGCAUUUAUGCUGCCUCUUCGACAUUCUUAGAAGAAGGAGAACCUAUAUUUAAAAAGGAUUGGACUCUAGAGAUCGUCAAGAAAGGGACAGUCCCAGCCAAAGGAGAUUAUUGA